AUAACAUAUCUAACUGAAAGCUUUCCAUCCUUGCUCUUAUCUCAGGCUGCAGAAGUGUGUUACACCCCGCCUCACAUGUCAUGCAAUGCACAUGAGGGCUGCUGGCCAGCACCGAUACAUAAGAUAACCAGUGAGACUGAGCUUAUUCGCGUUUCCUCACUGCUGUAGCAACCAGCUUCAUCCUGGGACAGGAAAUAAUAAGUGAAAAAACAUGUCAAGAGGACUCAUUUUUCUUUUUCUGUCUUUGCUGUUUGAGGAGACAGACUGCUUGAAAGAUGUUUUCAGUGCAGCCACAACAGAAAUACCCCGUGUCUUUACACCAGGUGUGACACAGGUUUUCUUUCUGAGUAGCCAGAUUAAAACAAUUCCAAAAGCAGCUUUUGCUGAAAACCCACAACUUAACAAGGUGGAAUUCAUGAACACUAAUACAACAUCUAUUGAGCCGGGAGCUUUUGAAGGUUUGGUGGACCUCAUUCAAAUUGAGAUCUCCAACACUCCAUUAUCAUCAAUCCCAGUGGGAGUCUUUAAAAACCUCAGCAACCUGCAGGUUAUUAUACUUAAGUCUAACAAGCUCCGUGGUCUAGAAGAAGGCUUAUUCGAAGGCCUUAAAAAGGUAAAAGAGCUCCAGUUACAUGGGAACGAGAUUGAAUCGAUUGAAGAUGGGACCUUUGAUGAUCUUGAGAACCUUUCACUCCUCCAUUUAGCUAGAAACAAUCUCUCCUCUGUAUCCUCCAGCUGGUUCUCGAACCUAAACAAACUGCAGAUACUGCGACUUUACGAGAAUCAGCUGACCACCAUUCCUGAAGAAAUUUUUCAAAAUUUUCCUGACUUGAAGGAAAUUGCUUUGCAAGGAAACAAAAUAGCAGAAUUAUCACCUAAUCUAUUUCCACAUAAAGACAAACUAUCUAAACUAUAUCUGGACAGUAAUCUUCUGACUGGUUUACCUCAAGAAUUUUUUGUCGGCUUUCCUCAGCUUAAAUCACUGACCCUACAGAAUAACAAAUUAACUAGUCUACCACCAGUGCUCUUUGGAGAAAUGCCUAAAUUGACUGAGUUAAGCCUCAGUCAAAACAACCUCAGUGCUCUUCCUAAAGGAAUAUUCAACCCACUGAAGAAGCUCAAGAAGCUAGAUCUGUCUAAAAAUCACUUUUUCACCUUGCAUGCUGAGUUCUUUGAAGGCCUUGAGAAGCUCACAGAGCUGAAUCUACAGAGCAACAAGAUAAAUUCACUGGAUGCAGAUGUGUUUGAAAAGCUACAGUCACUGACCACACUCAAGCUAGCUAACAAUGGCCUCCGGGUGCUUCCUUGGGAUAUUUUUCAGCCUUUAACAAAACUCACUAAACUUUACCUCAAUGAUAACCCCUGGGACUGUGACUGCAAUCUGAUAUAUCUUCACCUGUGGAUGAAAGCAAACUCUGGCAAGAUUUUGUCGUCUGUGGUCUGUGAGUAUCCGGAAAAUCUAAAAGGCCAGGAAAUCCGAUCAUUAACAGAGGACCAACUUAUUUGCCCAACCCCUCCCUUCACAACCACAGUUUUAUCCUAAAACAAUUCCUGCAACUCCCACACCUGUGAUCUUCACUUGUCCCACAAAGCCUGCCAUUCUGGAGUCAUCACCUUCCAUGCACAAACAAAGUUCAGUGGUGCAAACCUCAGAUGAUGAUCUACACUGCACUGCUGGUGGUGGAGCUCAUCAAACUCACCCAUUUUUUCUACAGGAGAUAGAUCAUCCUCAGGCCAUUAGUAGAGAUACACAGACUUCAAAACAAUGUGGUAAAAAACAAACAAACAACAAGAAAAACAUUUGGGAAGGAAAUUUGCAUCUUGGCCUCACGUGGUGUUGAGAUUUGGUGAACUUUGACUGGUGAAGUUGCAUCCCCAACAGAAAACAAAGAUGUGUGUGUGGCUGACCUGUGAAAUGGACUACAACCCAACACACAUUGAUUUCUGAUUUGAAUUGAUUGAUUUGAAUUGGUGACAUAUAUAUAUAUGUCACCAAUUCAUAAAAUUUAUAAAUGCUUGAUUUGGAAAAUAGUUGCCUCUUUACACAUCCAGCAGCAACUAGGUGUGUUAUGAUUCACUAUGUUCACCAGAUAACUGCUGAUUUUAUUCAUCUGUUGUUUGGAGCCACUAGCAUACAGUGAUGCUUUUUAUUUUAUUUUGUUUGAUUUUUUUGUUGAGUGGUGUGAGUAAGUCAAAACAGUAAAGUUGAGUGUCCAAAACAAUGAUACUUUUCACAUAGAAAUUGUUACGUGUUCCACUAUUAAUGUAACAAUACCCUUAUGGUAACUUCAAUAAAAUAUUCAUCUAAAUAAUGCUGUACCUUACUAUUAGUUAAAAGACUACUUUAAAGCAGCAUUUCUGCUCAUAUAGUGAAACAUAAACCUAGAAGUGUCACAACUAUCAGAAAGGGAAGAAAUGUGUCUGCUGCAGUUAAAGAAGAGAGGUGAAAUGCUUGUUAAUACAGACGUUUAUGUUUAGGUCUUAGAGGUUGUCCAGCCCUCGCCUAAAAGUAUGGCUGGAGCAUGUAAGAGUCCUCAUAAUAAUCACUCAUGAUGCAACACAGAUUAUUAUUGAAUACAUUCAUUCACCUUUUAAGUUAUACAACCUUGUAAGUCAUAAGUUAUAAUAUUGCACAGACUGCUAGAGCAGAGAAGUCCUUCAUACUAUUGAUUGUUAAGGUACAUACAGGUGAGAAUAGGCAGUCAAAAUGUGUUGUAAACCUCAUCAGUCAGCCUCUGUUUUGUAACUAGUCAGGAGGAUCCAUAACAUACUUAAACUUGUAAACUUGUAACUUGUCAUAGCUAUAAUUCUUUAUUACUAUUGAUAUAGUGCAUUAUGAAGCAUUGUGUGUGUUUGUGAGUGCAGUCAUAAAGCUUUAUGAAUGCAUUAAAAUGCAUUAUGAAAACCA
Messenger RNA from Scatophagus argus, 2908 nucleotides. RefSeq names its product carboxypeptidase N subunit 2-like. The transcript has 2 exons. Gene Ontology annotation, molecular function: protein binding. NCBI's taxonomy places the organism in Eukaryota, Metazoa, Chordata, Actinopteri, Scatophagidae. Gene Ontology annotation, cellular component: extracellular matrix. The coding region runs from base 212 to 1543 and encodes 443 amino acids. The record is from RefSeq and is a predicted model, not a curated record.